AUGGCUACGAGUGAGUCUGCCACCAUGUCGCGGUUGCAAAUAGGAGGGAACACUACCGACGGUGGGGAGAAAAUGGUAGAGAAGAAGAGAGAGGCAAAGAAUUAUAGAGGAUUCGUGGCGGGUGUGUUUUCGGGAGUUUCGAAACUUACUGUUGGGCAUCCAUUCGAUACCAUUAAAGUCCGUCUUCAAACCUCCACAUCAUCCCAAUUCAACGGGCCACUCCAAUGUCUUCUCCUCACCAUUCGCAAUGAAGGCUUCAGCGGUCUCUACAAGGGUGCCACUCCCCCUCUAGUAGGCUGGAUGUUCAUGGAUAGUAUAAUGCUCGGUUCCCUAACCUUCUACCGCAAACUUCUCCAUCAAACCCUCUUCUCCCCAUCUCGCAUGGCCGCCACCCCAUCUAGUCUUGCGCGUCCCGGUGAUGCCCUCACACCCUCUCAAAUCCACAAAUUGCCCUCUAUAGGCCAUGCCCUCGCUGGUGUCAUGGCAGGCGCAACCGUAAGCUUUAUUGCGGCCCCCGUCGAACAUCUCAAAGCACGUCUACAAAUCCAAUACUCGAGUAAGAAAUCCGAACGUCUAUAUAGCGGUCCUAUCGACUGCGCACGUAAAAUUUACCGAUAUCAUGGUAUACCAGGUCUCUACCAUGGUCUCUCCGCUACUCUUUUCUUCCGUUCCUUUUUCUUCUUCUGGUGGGGUUCGUACGAUGUUUUCACUCGUCUGUUGUCAGAAAAAACACAAUUGAGUACCCCUGCCAUUAAUUUCUGGGCUGGCGGUCUCUCGGCACAGGUUUUCUGGAUGACGAGUUACCCGAGUGAUGUGGUUAAACAACGGAUUAUGACAGAUCCACUAGCUGGUGGAUUGGGAGAUGGGGUGCGCAGAUUUCCAAAUUGGAAGAGUGCGGCGAGGGAGGUGUAUAGGGAGAGUGGAUGGAAAGGGUAUUGGAGAGGCUUCCUACCCUGUUUCUUGAGAGCUUUCCCGGCGAACGCGGUUGCGCUAGUGGCGUUUGAGGGCGUUAUGAGGGCGUUGCCUUGA
Molecule: messenger RNA, 1029 nt
Organism: Botrytis deweyae
Lineage: Eukaryota; Fungi; Ascomycota; Leotiomycetes; Helotiales; Sclerotiniaceae
Exons: 2
Coding region: 1-1029 (342 amino acids)
Biological process (GO): transport
Molecular function (GO): transmembrane transporter activity
Source: RefSeq, a predicted model, not a curated record